GCCGUCUGCCUAUGUGGCUCUUCGGGUCCACUCGUCAGGUGCCAAGGCAGACGGCUUUUUGCAAAUAACCCCUGCCUCCUUCUGCUUCCUUCUGUCUUCUCCCCCGCGAGCCCCCCGCCGGGAUCCAUCCUCUGGCCGGCCGUGCCCUGGCAGCAAGCCGCCGGAGAUGGGCUCCGACGAGCGGCGAGCCACGGCAGCGCCUCGCUGGGAUAGCACUCCAGGCAUCGAGGAGUCAACUUCGAAAUCCCGCACGCCCCCGGAGCUCCCGGCGUCGCGCUCGCCUCCGACCGCCGCGACCUCGCCGUCGCUGGACGCCUCCCGCGACGGAUCGACUUUGGCGCUGCUGCCAAUCAUCUCCUCGUGCCGGCGCGCACCCUUAGGACCUCUCGGCGCGCCUCGCCGUGCCUUCGGGCGCUGGAUCGGCCGUCGUCUUCCUCGACUCCGGCCGCUUCGGGCGGAGCGCGGAGGCACGCGGGGAGCGGCGGCGGAGGCCCGCGCGGCGGAACGCGGAGGCGCGCAGCAGAGGGUAGGCACGUGGCAGCGCGGAGGGGCGAGGGAAGCAGCGCGGCGGCCCGCAGGGCGGAGGGGCGGCGUCAGCUGAGGCCCGUGCGCGGAGCAGCGGGAGCGGCGCGCGCGCAGCACGCGGCAGCGCGGAGGGGGAGGGCAGCAGCAGCAGCAGCCCAUGGAGUGCAGCGGAGGUGCAGAGGCAGCAGUGCGGCGGCCCGCAGGGUGGAGCGGCGCCACGCGCACGCCCUGCUCCUCCUCCUGCUCCUUCCAUGCCUAAUCCUUCUUCUUCUUCCUAGUCUACUUGGUUCCAAUUUCUUGUGGAAUUUUGCCAUUUCUUGCUUGUUCGCCGGCGGCUUCUUUUUUACUGCGCCAGGUGCUCUGCCGUUCUUGAGGAGGUCCACGACAUACCUGGCCCGCUUAUUAGCUGAUGGCCUCGUCAUGGCGGUGCGGUUGGGGGUAGCAAGCAAGGAAGAUGACGGCGGCGAAGGAUGGAUCCCAACAGUGGCGGUUUCUUCGUCGUCGCUCUCGUUGCCGUCGGGUCGUCUCUGAGGAGUCAGGAGAGCAGAGAAAGAGAGGUGGGGGUGACGGGGGAAAGAAGAGGAGAAUGGAGGGGCUUAUUUGCAAAAGGCCGUUCGCCUGGCACCUGACGAGUGGGCCCGAAGAGCCACGUAGGCAUGCGGCACGCACCAAAGCCAGUAUAGAAACUUUUAGAAUUAAAAUGUGCAGUUUCAAAGUAGUAGGACUAACUUGAAACAUUUGUGUAAGAAUUAGGAUAUCUUAUGUAUUUUACUAAAAAAAAUAAUGUGUAUAUUUGGUAUUACAGAUGUUGAUAGUUUGUUUUACGAUUUGAGUCAAAAUUUAAGUAAAAAUUGAUCCAAAAUUGGUUUAGUAUGCAGAGUAAAUUUUUGGUACGGAGUAUCUUCUUCUGUUUAAAACAAUAAAUAUAAAACACUGUUUUCUCAAACAACUUGAAACACGGGCUGAUCCAGCUUCUUUUUUAGCGGAUCCAGUUGACCGCGGUCUCCAAACGUGCGAAAGCCCAAAUCUCGUUUGGGCCUAAAGUUUAAACCGCCAAAAAACCCUACUCUGCUGCUCCGCUCCCAGUCCUCCUCCAUGGCCGCCGGCGACCGCCACCGCCUGCUGCUCGGCUCCUACCUCGGCGACGUCUCCGCGCUCUCAUUCCUCCCCUCCUCCCCGCGCCCUCUCCUCCUCGCCGGCACCGGCUCGGAGCUGCUCGUCUACGACGUGGACACCGCCAGCCUCGUCGCCUCCUUCCAUAUUUUCGACGGCGUGCGCGUCCACGGCAUCCAGCCCCGCGGAACCCCCGGUUGCUCCCACGGUUCGUCCCCCGCCGACGGGCUCGCCGUCGCCGUGUUCGGCGAGAGGAGGGUCAAGCUUCUCAGGCUCCGACUCGGCGCGGAUGUCGAUGGAUACGACGGGAGCGGGGUGCGGUUGGAGCUUGAACGGAGGCUCCCUCGGUUUGAUCACUGGGUGCUCGACGUUUGCUUCCUGGAGGUGGAUGGGCUGCUUGCGAUCGGCUUGAGUGACAAUUCAGUGGCAUUGUGGGAUUUGACCGAGCACAUGGUUGUUACCCGAGUGAAUUCUCCAGAGAAGUGCCUUCUGUAUUCAAUGAGAAUGUGGGGGGACUCUGUUAAAUCCCUCCUCGUGGCAUCUGGAACUAUUUUAAAUGAGAUCCUUAUAUGGAAAUUGGUACCCCAAACCUCGACGUCCUCCUUGUUAUGCUCAUUCGAUGUGGAUGCUCCUGGUGCGGAGAACCAUGAAAAUGUACAGUUUAGUGAUAAGCAAUACAUGGCAGUUCAUCUUGGAAGGCAACAUGAAGGUUCAAUAUUUCGAAUAGCCUGGUCCUCUGAUGGAUCGAAGUUCAUGUCUGUCUCUGAUGACCGGAGUGCUCGCAUUUGGAUGCUAAGUUAUCGGCCACAUAAUUUUGUCAAUCAAGCAGCCGAACUUGAUGUUGUUGACAUUAUACCAAAACUGACAUUUUUUGGGCACAGUGGUCGAAUUUGGGAUUGUUACUUAUCAGAUUCCAUAGUUAUAACUGUUGGUGAGGAUUGCACUUGCUGCCUUUGGGGCAUGGACGGAAAGCUACUCAAGAUGUUCAAAGAACACAUUGGCCGUGGAAUAUGGCGAUGUUUAUAUGAUCCAAGCUCACUAGUUCUGAUCACUGCUGGGUUUGAUUCAGCAAUCAAAGUGCACCACCUGUGUAACUCCUCUUUUCAUGACACAGUGGAAGCAGAAGUGGUCCCAGAUGGUCUCAAAUACGAUUCUGAGGUAUUUGAAAUACCAUCUCCUAUAGUGCCAGGACAGUAUGGUCCCUUGGAUAGCAAAAGCGAAUAUGUUCGAUGCUUACACUUUGCACAAGAAAAUGUUCUCUAUGUUGCCACAAACAAUGGAUACCUGCAUCAUGCUGAGCUCUCUGAUGCAGAAAAUGUAAGAUGGACUGAGGUUAUCCAGGUCUCUGAGAAAGCGCCGAUUAUAUGCAUGGAUGUCAUGACAGUUUACUCGGACUUAUUUGAUAAGGAGGAUAUAGUUGCCCUUGGUGAUGGCCGUGGAAAUGUUACUAUUGUCCGUUUAACCAGUGGCAAUCUUGAGCCUAAAGUAGUAUUAUCUUUCCCCUGGUCAGCUGAAAAGGACAGGCAGCUACUAGGACUAUACUGGUGCAAGUCACUUGAAUGUAGCCGCAUUUUCACAGCUGAUCCUAGAGGCGUGCUUAAGUUAUGGAACAUAAGAAAUGCCCUUUUUGCAAAUAACCAUGCCAUCACUAUAUCUCAGGAGGUUUCACUUGUUGCAUUGUUUGAAUCUCCAUUUGGGGCUCGAAUCAUGUGUUUAGAUGCAUCACCCCAGGAUGAGAUCCUUGUUGCUGGUGAUAAAAAGGGUAACAUCACUGCCUUUCCUUUUCCUAAAAUAUUGGCAGCACAUGACAGAGGUGGGGAACAACAGAAGAUACCUUUAUGUGACCGUUUUAAAGGAGCUCACGGCAUUUCUAGUGUCACAAGUGUUCAUAUAAUUACCUCAACUUCUGGUCAUAUUGAAAUCCACACUACUGGGGGAGAUGGAUGUAUUUGCUUCUUCAAGCAUGGGAGAAAUGCGCAAAAUGUUGAAUUUGUUGGAAUGAGACAAUUGAAAGAAUUAGGCACCAUUCAGUCCAUCUAUGCUAAUCAUGCCCCUGAGAACCAAUUGGUUAUAACCUAUGCAAUAGGUUUUACCUCUGCAGAUUUUAUCAUUUGGGACCUUGAAAAUGAUACAAAGAUGGUUCAAAUAUCAUGCGGAGGAUGGAGACGCCCUUAUUCUCAUUAUCUUGGGAAAGUCCCUGAGUAUCAGAACUGUUUUGCCUUCGUAAAGGACCAUACUAUUCACGUUCACAGGCACUGGGCACUAGCUCAAGAUAAAAAGUUGCUUCCUCAAGUUCUUCAUACGCAGUUCCAUGGAAGAGAAGUGCAUUCUUUGUGCUUCAUAGGUCCAGCAAGCUAUUCGCAUCCUGGGAAGAGCACAGAUUUGUGGAUUGCAACCGGGUGUGAAGAUGGAACCGUGCGGCUUACAGGGUACUCGGCUAGUAGUGCUGGAAGAUGGUUUUCAUCCAAGCUGCUGGGUGAGCAUGUCGGUGGGUCAGCCGUGAGAGCUACAUGCUUCAUCCCGAAGACUUACACAUUAGUAGAUAAAUCAUGUAACUACAGUGUCAGUUCUGGUGACACUUUGGUCGAAGACAAGGACACCACCGUCUUGUUGAUGUCUGUUGGAUCAAAGCAGGUCCUGACGACUUGGAUUCUACAACCUAGGAUUGCAGAGAACAGACAAUUGUGUUCAAGUAGUCUAGAUGAAGACUCCAAGCAAAGCUCAGAAUGCUCAGGGAAUGGUGAUUCAGCUGUUACAUUCCAAUGGCUUUCUACCCACAUGCCACCAAAGCUCACCACCAAUAGGUUGAAAGCUUGUGAUGUAAAGCAAAACUUCCAGGAAGGAAAUUGCUCUGCGCAACCCAAUCUGGCUGUUAUGGAUCAAAUGGAAAAUGAUUGGCGUUAUCUUUCCGUUACAGCAUUCCUUUUGAAACAUCUGAAUACCAAGUUGACAGUAUGUUUUGCUACUGUUGCUUGCUCUGAUGCAACAGUUGUUCUUCGUGCUCUCCUUUUGCCUUCUCGGCUAUGGUUUGAUGUUGCAUUGUUAGUUCCACAGGCAUCACCAGUUCUCGUGUUACAGCAUAUUAUCGUCGCUGGUAGUGCCCACUGUGAAGAUGAUGCUUAUGAGGGAGAUAGAUACAUUAUUGUGAGUGGAUCUACAGAUGGUAACAUUACUUUCUGGGACCUAACAGACACCAUUCACAGCUUUAUGCAACUAGUAUCAGAGACUCAACCACACAUGGUAAUUGAUUGUCAAAAGCGGCCCAAGACAGGAAGAGGGAGUCAAGGUGGUCGUCGACGGUGGCGAUCACUGUCAAACAAUUCUCUGAAGAAGGGAAACAAACAGGCAUUUCCCCCUGGUGGGAACAAUCUGAAUACCUCAUGUGCUGCUGCUGAAAGUUCACAUGAAACUUUUGGAGCGGAAGAAAAUGAGGCCAUAAACACCGAGAACACACUACUUUCAAGUACUCAAUCAUGUGAUAUACCUGAAGUGCAACCAACACGCAUAUUCUCUGGUGUUCACCAGUCAGGCGUUAAUUGCCUCCACGUGUCAGAGAUAGAGUGCCCAUCCUCGACGCCUGGCAUGUCUUACUGCAUCAUAAGUGGUGGUGAUGACCAGGCAGUUCAGUGUUCCGUUUUUAGAUUAGGCUCUCUGCAGGACCGCUCAAUGAACGCGACAAGCCUAAACUCACCUGACAACAAUUCACUUAAAAUACUUUGCCAACAUACAGUUCCGUCAGCUCACAGUUCAGCAGUAAAAGGUAUAUGGACAGACGGCGUCUGGGCUUUCUCUACUGGCCUUGAUCAGAGAAUCAGAUGUUGGAAGAUGGGCCCAUCCGGCAAAUUCACGGAGCAUUCCCACAUCGUCGUCAGCGUGCCAGAGCCAGAGACUCUAGAUGUUUUCCAUGACCGUGGAGGGGGGAAAUACCAUAUCGCGGUCGCCGGAAGAGGAAUGCAGAUGGUUGAAUUCUUGCCGCCGGAAGCCGACACAACGAGGAUAGCAUGCGAAUAGUCUGGAGGUGUGUUGUGGAAAUUCUCGCACAGGAGCUCGUACAUCUGGUUUCCUAUAGAUGAGAUGGUGAUUUGUAGUUCUCUUUUCCUUUUGGCCUGCGAGAAUCCUUUCUGCGAGACAGAGAUGAAUUAGGAGGAUAGAGUCCUGAACCCUGAUUCAUGAUGUAAAAAAAAAAAUCUUGGGGGUGACUGCUUGGCAGCAAAAGCUUUGCACGAAACAGGAGAGAGAGAGAAACCUAAUGCAUAGGCAUCGUGUUUGCCCAACAUCAACAGAUGUUUCAAAUCUUCCAUUCAUUGUGCCUAAA
Molecule: messenger RNA, 5953 nt
Organism: Brachypodium distachyon (stiff brome)
Lineage: Eukaryota; Viridiplantae; Streptophyta; Magnoliopsida; Poales; Poaceae
Exons: 20
Coding region: 1621-5649 (1342 amino acids)
Biological process (GO): tRNA methylation
Cellular component (GO): cytoplasm
Molecular function (GO): protein binding
Source: RefSeq, a predicted model, not a curated record